AUGUCUCAUUGUUCUCGAUGGGGCCCACUGCUCUCACUGCUUGUAUUGUUGCCUGUUCUCAUUGGUUCACCAUGGUUGGCUUACAGGCGACAUCACUCGCGAAUCCUUGGCGUUGUGAAGCAGCUAUCAGAAGACAUUGGUUAUCGGACUGUAGGCACCUUGGAACAUGCCCUGGCGGACAAAUACAUGGUUGCACAAGCGGAAGAGGUCAAGAAGAACUGUGAGAAACUAAUGGCGGAAAGUGGAAGGAAGCUGGAAUGUGAGGUGAGGUGUGGAGAUGGGAAGGAAGUGGGAGCCACAGAUUUGAUAUGA
Messenger RNA from Laccaria bicolor S238N-H82, 312 nucleotides. RefSeq lists its product as uncharacterized. Bases 1 to 312 code for a protein of 103 amino acids. The record is from RefSeq and is a predicted model, not a curated record. Lineage: Eukaryota; Fungi; Basidiomycota; Agaricomycetes; Agaricales; Hydnangiaceae. The transcript has 3 exons.